UCCACGGCGCCGCCUGGCGCCUGCGUCGGUCGGUCGGAAGCGGAAUCGCGCGGGAAAAAUCCCCAGAUAUCCCGCCAUUUCGCAACAAUCCAUCACACCGACGCACCCAACGGCGGAUCACUCCACCCCAAGCCCAAGAACAUCCACGAACCCUAGCCAUGGCUACUGCCGCCGCCGACGAACCCACCGAGGCAAUGGAGCAGGUCGGAGAGGACCGGGAGGAGGGCGACUCGGAGGUGGAGGCGGAGGAUGAGGCGGGGGCGGGGGCUGUGGCGUCGCUGCAGCCGGCGCUGCCGAUGGGGAGAGUGAAGCGGAUCAUCCGGGUGGACCGGGACAUCAAGAAGGUGACGAACGAGGCGGCGCUACUCAUCGCCGCCGCCACCGAGCUCUUCCUCGGCGGCCUCGCCGCAGGGGCCCACACGGCUGCCGCUCGGCGCGGCCGGCGCGCGGUGCGCGCUGCGCACGUCCGGGCCGCCGCCCGCGCGCACCGCCCCACGGCAGACUUCCUCCUCGACUGCCUCCCCGCCGACGAGGAUGCGCCGCGCGCCCGCGCGCCCGCGGGAUCCGGCGGCAGUGGCAGCGGAGUCUCGAAGCCGCUGCCGCGUGGGACCCGCCGCAUCGACGCCUUCUUCCAGAAGGUUACUUAGAGGUGUCUCUCUGUGUGCACUUACAAAUUGGUGCUCUGAAUGUUUACUUCAAAACGCGAUGCGUGAUGUGAUGAAACCAUGAACUUUUGCAGUCAAAGUACGCAUUUUUCUUCAUCCGACUCGUUGCUCAUUUGUUGCAAUGAUCUAUUGUGAGCUCAUACCUUAAUUGAACUGCUUCCGCUAUGCAAAUUUGAUAGGAGUUCUUUUC
This is a messenger RNA of Phragmites australis (common reed), 855 nucleotides long. Its product is annotated as NCT transcriptional regulatory complex subunit A-like. NCBI's taxonomy places the organism in Eukaryota, Viridiplantae, Streptophyta, Magnoliopsida, Poales, Poaceae. Bases 159 to 647 code for a protein of 162 amino acids. Gene Ontology annotation, biological process: regulation of DNA-templated transcription. Gene Ontology annotation, molecular function: protein heterodimerization activity. The record is from RefSeq and is a predicted model, not a curated record. Gene Ontology annotation, cellular component: nucleus. The transcript has a single exon.